Molecule: messenger RNA, 621 nt
Organism: Fonsecaea erecta
Lineage: Eukaryota; Fungi; Ascomycota; Eurotiomycetes; Chaetothyriales; Herpotrichiellaceae
Exons: 5
Coding region: 1-621 (206 amino acids)
Biological process (GO): glutathione metabolic process
Molecular function (GO): glutathione transferase activity
Source: RefSeq, a predicted model, not a curated record
AUGGCUGCAGCUAAGAAGCCUGUUCUCUAUUACUUCGACCUAGGCAGCAAGGGGCGUGGCGAAGUUGUCAGGCUGUUCUUGAGGGAACUCGGCAUCGAGUUCGAAGACAAGCGUUAUGCUUAUGAUGAAACCUGGGGGCCGCUUGGCAAAGAGUUCGAGGAGAAAGGGUUGACCGUCACUCGAAAAUUGCCAUCGUUGGACAUUGACGGCCACAUCCUGUCUCAGCAUAUCCCGAUUUUGAGAUAUCUCUCGCGCUCCGUGGGUGCUUAUGAUGGAACCACAAGCUAUGACAAGUGGCUGGUGGAUGCUGUUGCCGACACUUACAUUGACUGGAGGUAUCGAUGGGUGGCCAACUUGACCGACAAAAGCCCAGAGUACAAGACCAAGGUGGUCUCUCUCUACCAUGGAAUCUGGGACAAGUUCUAUUCUCGGCAUCCUGGCCCGUACCUUCUGGGUGACACUAUCACGUAUGCCGACUUCGCCGUUUUCCAGGCACUGGAUAAUGACGAGGUGCUCGGCUGGACGGCCGUGUCCGAGUUUCCCGGCUCGCUCAAGACACUGUGGACUGCCAUGUCCGAACGUCCGAACCUCAAGGAAUACAUUGCUACCAGAACUCGUUAG